This is a messenger RNA of Diprion similis, 3253 nucleotides long. RefSeq lists its product as uncharacterized. NCBI's taxonomy places the organism in Eukaryota, Metazoa, Arthropoda, Insecta, Hymenoptera, Diprionidae. Bases 443 to 2182 code for a protein of 579 amino acids. The transcript has 11 exons. The record is from RefSeq and is a predicted model, not a curated record.
UGCAACCCCCAAGCCAGCAUAAACUCACGGCGUGAUCCGCGCGGUUCAGUUGUUCCGGACUUGUCGCGAGGACGAGGUGUCGAAGCACCUUGCGCACCCUGGUCCUCGAAUUAGAUCCGAGUGUAUUUCACACUUCCGGAAGACUGGCGUUUCAACGCUCGUCAUGUCGUGUGUCUUGUUUGGUGUACCGAGUCCGAUGUGUUGUGGUAGAUAUUAGUGGCCGUGGCCUUUACAGCCUAGUAGUUGCUGCGGCGGUAGUUGUUUACCUUCCGAUGUAACGGCACACGAGUGCAUGUUUAUAUUUAUAGCCCAAUUAUCGCGUAAGCCUCAACGAAUUUCUCCAACUUUAACGUAUCCGAAUUUCAUUUGUGUCCAGCGUUAUCCUAUCCGAGGAAAGAUGCAGCUCCUAACGCCGAGACACGUCUGAAGCAAAAGCUCCAAGAUGAAGUGGCCCUUGCUCCUAUUGUGGCUCCUGUUGUCGCAUUCUGGGAUUCUCGGGGCACUGCAGCAUGGGUGCAAAUUUCCCGAGCAAUGGAGGGGUGAAUGGUUUCAAUCGGGCGUCCUGCAAUUAGUCGCCGUGAAUGAGACGACAAUCACCGGCAAAGGGCGCUGUAUCGAAGCCGACGGUGACAAGUUCCUCAUCGCAGAUCGACCGUACAACUGUUAUCGAUGCAUGGUCAUACACGAGAAACACCCGAACGUGCUUCAGUUCAAGGAAACGUUCUGCCUUCCCUCGGGAAGUGUAAGCCUAAGCUCUGCUUGUGCUCAGCUGGCCGGAGACGCCGCGCUGAACUCGCUCUUCCGGUCAGGAGCAGCUCCAUCCCGAUGCCCCUUCGAGGGACCCCUCCUCUUCAGCUACAACCGUGGCCAGGGUGAAUGCUCGAAUCCACCCUCAGUGGCCGAGACCUGCACCCACGAGUCGCGGCUCCUUUUGCGCUAUCAGGCCUGCCACGAUGUUCGCGCCACCGAAAGUACAGUCGAGGAAAUCGAGUGCCUGGCCACCUGGAGGGAGGGAAGCACGCGUUACCUGGUUGCACGGCUGAACGGCGAGAGGCUGACAACAGACGAGGACCGCUACAGGUGCUUCAUCUACGCCAAGAGCGGGAGGAACUCUUGGAACUUGGCCCAGAGCGGAGAUGCCACAUGCAGCGGAGUGCUUAGCGCGACUGAAGGUGCCAGGACUCUCAACAUGACGCAGAGUCGCUCACCGGUCGGCUGUGACUUUCCGAACUGGGUUGUGUCAGCCGGAACGUGGGUCGCCCUGGACUUAGUGGCCCGGCUUUUAACCUCCCCCAGGAACCUGACGAUCCUGAACCAGGACGAGACGCGUCUCGUCUGUCACUCGGUGGUCAACUCGGACCUCCAAUCCUCAUCGAUCCAGACUGAGCGGCGAAUAACUCUCGUGGCCAAAGCGACGCGUGGCUGCACCAAUGGCUACGUGUGUCUAGUAUUUCACAAAAGGGAUGGCCACGUGAUUGAAAUGCAGCAAUCUAAAAUGUGGAGUCAGCAGGCGGAGGACGCGUGUAAACCGAGCGGUUUCAAUCCACUGUCAGCUCCAUACACAACAUUCAUCACGUCCGACCCUAUACCUCAGCAGUGCCCUCAUCUAGGAAGCUACAAGGUCGCUUCAUGGCACUCCUAUCACCAGAUGGACGGGACUAGAGAGAUGCUCGGCUUCGACGAAGAGCACACCAUCGGCGAAAACGAGGAGGAUGCCAUCGCGCAAGAGGUCAAAGUAACACCGUUACCACCUCCAUCCCCCACGCCGUGUCACCAAGACAGUGUCACUGGCCUGGACAUUGGCUGUCGGAGCUCUCAUCGUAUGGAGUUCUCAGCCUCCUGCAGGGAUGAAGCAUUUUCCGUUUACUGGUGCCAUGGCAGUUGGGAGGAAAAUGGCACAGCAUAUGUGGUUGCUAGUACAGAAGCAGCGCGCUAUUGCCUCGUAUACAGCGCAACGGCGGCGUCAGUUGGACAUAAUGACCUCUCAGUCACGAAUCAUUUCGCUUCUUGUCCAAGGCCAACUCAGCACCAUCAUCGGCAGCACAUUUGGAAGCUAAAUCUCACCGCUUACGCGCAAUGCGGUAAAGCUUCCUCUUCGUCUUCGAGGAGGUUACACUGGCCCAGGGAUACUUUAUGUUGGGUGAUCCUGUGCUCUUUGUUCAGCCGAUAUGUCACGAGGUGAUUGUUCGGAAUCUGGGACUCGUGGCUAACGUUAACAAUUGUAUAGUAAACUAACGAGAACAGUAACGAUAAGCAUAGCAAUCUCACAAAAGUUAAAGAGAGACGUAACGUCAAUGAUCGUAGUGUGUAACUAUUACAACCAAUGUUAGGAUCGACUAUGAAAGUCAACGUAGGCGGAUACGGGCACGACUUUUCUCAGACUCAUUACUACUCUGGCAGACUCAGAAGUUUUUCAGGCUUCUACGAACGUACGUGUAAAUAAUUACCGCCACCUUUUCCAAUCCCAUUUAUUCUACAACCAAGUCUCUCUUUCUAAAAGGGGGUGGUGCUAUACAGGUUGAUAAAUAUCUAUUAUUUGCCGAUCAAUAACAAAACAUAAAUACAACUGGGAGAAAAAAAAUUUUGGAACUCAUCUCGAAGCGAGUUAAAAGAAUGUAUUUCAAGUUUGUUGUUUCUAUAUUGAUGAAAAAAAGUGCUGACCUACUUCUUCUAGGUUCUUCUAAGUUUUAUGUACCGUUAAUUAGGGAUUUUUAUUUCAACGUCUUUACGUAAAACUUGAGUGGGAAUAAUAUGGUUUUUGCAAAUGUGGUGGUUGCCUGAUAGGUAGAUAGAAUUGGCGAGGAGUCGUUUUAUUAUCCGGUACAUUUACUCCGAACGAGAACGGUGACGAGGGUCAACCCGAGGAAUAAUUCUUUUUCUUCGUUUUACGAUGAAAGUAAAAAAAAUCGUGAACUUACCGUGUAAGUAGACCUCUUGUCAUUAUGAAGUGAUUGAAAGUAGACAGAUGCGUUCAGGCUCGUUCGGUGUAACCGUACUUUGAAUCGAUGUAUAAUAAAAUAAUAAAAGGGUGCUGGGGCCAAUAAUAUACGAAUUGAGUGUUGAUUCUAAGUUGAGGUAAAACUUUAUUUAUAAAACUAUGGGUCUGCCACAGUUGUAGAGCUGAAAAUGUCACUCCGAAUGGUACGUAACUAUACAUAUUUGUCAAGUUAUCGUUAUUUCGAUUAUCCGCAUGCAUUUAUGCUUCCCGUCUGGUUCGUAAACUGUUUUCUUACUGGUACUUCGGAAAAUUUUU